This is a messenger RNA of Drosophila montana, 1017 nucleotides long. RefSeq lists its product as uncharacterized. Bases 158 to 808 code for a protein of 216 amino acids. Lineage: Eukaryota; Metazoa; Arthropoda; Insecta; Diptera; Drosophilidae. The record is from RefSeq and is a predicted model, not a curated record. The transcript has 2 exons.
UCGGAGCUCAGUCGUCAAACGGCAGCAUUUAACUAAAGUCGCAAGCCCGGAGUGGGAGCAGAUCGCAGCUGGAAGCAUAACCAGAACCAGGCACGGAACAAGAAGCAGCAAACGCUUUUAGCGCUAUCUACAUAUUAUUCUAUUUGUGGCUUACAAGAUGUUUGGCACUCGACGACAUUUGUUGCUGGUCGUGACGCUGGGCGCGCUGAUGCUGGGCAUCAGCUGGGCCGAGCAGCCCGAGCAGCCCGAGGAGGUCAUCAAGGAGGAUGUGAUUGAGAUUGAGAACAAAACGCAAAAGGUCAUACGGGUCAGUCCGCUGGAGCUGCCCUUGAAGCAGGACCGCACGGGCAGCCAAACGAACUCGGAGCUCUUCCAGAUCCAAACGCUGCGUCCGGGCGCGCAACGACCACGCCAGCGUCUGUAUGUGGACUCGAAGCGCAUGCGUCCCGCGAGGAUCGCCACUGGUGAAGCAUCGCAGCCCGCCUUGAAAUUCUCGUACACGCCCGAACUAAAAGCCUUUCCCAAGCAGAAGCUGAAAAUAAAGCAGCAGAAGCAGCUGCACUUCCCGCUCGAGCCUAGCGCCAGUCCCAUGGAGGCGCUGCCCGUCCAGAUGACGCCCGGUCCCUAUCCCAUCUACUAUGUGGUGUCCAAGACGAACGGCCGCUUCGGCAAGUUUCCCAUCAAGUCCUUCCGCUCGCCCGCCGAGUUCGCCAAGUAUUUGAUCAAGAGCAAGGCGGAGCCCAUAACCCGGACCCAGCGUUUCGAGACCAGGCCCCAGCCGACGACCGAGGUGGAGGGCAGUCGGUAGUCGGUAGCUUUACUGCUUUGUGAUUUGCACGCGCGCUUUGUAUGCUAAGUUAAAUUAAAUUAUUCACCGUAAUUAUAAUUGCUAAUUACCACAAUAACUACAAUUACCCAAACCCAUUAUGUACUACGUAUCUCUGAAGUGCCCAACCCAUGUACUACAUGCACAAGUAUCUUGCUUGCCAAAUAAACCGAAACUGCUUUAUAUCGCAA